Messenger RNA from Trichogramma pretiosum, 1849 nucleotides. Its product is annotated as zinc finger CCCH domain-containing protein 11A-like. NCBI's taxonomy places the organism in Eukaryota, Metazoa, Arthropoda, Insecta, Hymenoptera, Trichogrammatidae. The transcript has 5 exons. Gene Ontology annotation, molecular function: metal ion binding. The record is from RefSeq and is a predicted model, not a curated record. The coding region runs from base 516 to 980 and encodes 154 amino acids.
CGUAAUUUCACUUCUGAGCUACGAGUAGAGCAUCUCUAUCCGUGCUACACUUGUUAUUAUUAUAUACUUUUGAAGCCGCGAUUGCCACUGCUGCUGCUGCUGCUGCUGCUGCUGCUGUUUUCUUGCUUCACGCACGCAGCGCAGUGCGAUAUCGAGAAAUUUUACUCAAGCUUGGAGAGAACUCGAGGCAGUCCAAAUCUUUCUCUUAGCGCGUUGUGUACGAGCGGAGAGCGUCUCUCACUCCGUCUGCUCCAGAAUCUAAAUAGGUAUAUUCAUAUAUACCUAUAUACAGUGCCCGUACAGCACACUCACAACUGUACGAUCGACCAACGUGGGCUAAGCUGCUGGUUGAGCUUGACACUCGUUCACUUACUUGCUGAACAUUAAACUCAGCAGUAGUCGUGCUACACACACGUACGCACGCAACACAAGCUCGAAUUCCAAUUUCCAGCGCUUCUCAAACUAAGGAACACGAUCAUUCAUCGUUUUUCAAAUUCUUGGAAAUAGACAUCAAAAUGAAUACCAAAAUGACAGAUUGCUACUUUUAUUUUUACUCCAAAUGCACAAGGGGAGAAUCCUGUGCCUUCAGACACGAGCCAAGUGCAUUAGGAAAAGAAGUUGUAUGCCAUUCUUGGCAACAGGGUAACUGCCAUGAUAUGCGGUGUAGUUUGAGACAUAUGGAGAUCAAGAAAAAUCGAAAGUCCAUCCCUUGCUAUUGGGAGAAAUUUGCAACAGGAUGCCAAAAACCUCAUUGCCCAUUUUUGCAUAGAGGAAAGAGGCCUGCUGUCAACAUGGUUCAAGAACCAACAGCUCCAUGCAGUCAAAAUCCAGAGUGGGCUACACAAGAAGUCACUUAUGACAGACCUAAGCCUGAAGUUAAUAAACCAGAAGUAAAUUGUAUAAACAAUAGCUUUGUUGACCCAAAUUUGAUAGUCAACUUCCAAGAAGGCGAUGAUAACUCGAAGUUAACUCAUGAAUAAACCACUUUGUUCAUAGGCAGAACAAAAUAAUUCCUUAAUCAGUUUAGAAGAAAAAAGCUAAUUAAAAAUUCACGAAUUUCACUGCACGCUUGUACCCUUCAAAUUUUUCUUUAGGUAGAAUUAAUAGUUAUUAUUUGAUUAGUUGUUUACAUAUUGCAUCCUUCCAUUCAUUUCUUUCUUUGUAUGUAAUAGCAAUAUGUAUUGUUAAAUUAAUAUUAAUAUCCAAGAUCUGUAAUUCUAAUGCACAUCUAGCUUUUAUUUGCACGUAUUGUAACAUAAUGGCUGUAUUAUAUAUACAUUGUAUAAAUUUAUUAUUUAUGCAUAAUAUUUCAUACUGCUUCUCUCGUGAGUACUGGCAGCUUCUAAAGUCUCAAAAUUAUGGAAUUAUUAUAAACGAUCAUGUGUUCAUGAUAUUUUAAAAAAAUUAUGUCACUAUUCAGUGGAAAACAAGCUAUUACUUGUUGAAUGAUUUUUAUAUUUGUUUCUGCAAAAUAUUUUAUAAAUAUUGUAUCAAUCAUCUAUACAGCCUAUGUCAGUCUUUGAAAAUGCACGAAAUCGUGCAAAAUUUCAAGUAUCAGUAGGUAAUUGCAUCGCCAAGUCGUUUUCCUAUUUAAAAAAGGAAAAAAACAACAAUAUUACUACAUAUAUGAAUGGAUAAUGUAAAGUUGAACUGAUGCCUUUCUUGUGUUUUGGAUUAACAUACAAAACAAAUUAAAUUGUAAAAUCGAAGCGACUGUUGAGAUAAAUAGAAAAUAAUUGGAUUUAGUUAGACAUUAUCACUAUUGUGAAUAGGCCUAGAUUUGAAAAAAUUAAUAAUUGCAUCACAAUUCUCUUAAUUUGAUAAAAUUCUAAAUCAAUCAAUUGAAUAU